CGAGUCGUUUCGUUGUCAGUUGUCAAAUCUCUCUUCUCAAGCCUACCUUUAGUUUCAACAAUCACUACCGAGGCAGUCCUAAUUUGGAUUUUGUAAUGUUAGUGCAGUGAUGGCUACUUCUUCAUUUAGUAAAGUAGACGAGUAUGGAUUCUCACGGCCUGAUGAUUUCAAUUACGAUGUUUAUGAAGGUUUUAUGUCAAAAUAUUUGAAAGUUUUGGCAACAAGGGCCAAAAAGUGGUCCAGUUUAUUGAAAAGCGGCAAAUCACUUCCUCGGAGUAAAACUCUAAAACGUUACAUAAGGAAAGGAAUUCCAAAUGAACAUAGAAGUGAGAUUUGGCAGUUAGUUAGUGGCGUUGAAGCUUUGAAAAGGGAACAUGGAAGAGACUUGUACAAGAAAAUACUGGAUGGUCCAAGACAACAAGACAUAGUAGACACCAUACUGACGGACCUGCCUCGUACUUUUCCAGAUAACAUAUUCUUUGUUGAUAUGAGAGAGGAACGGCCUUCACAGCUGUAUAGAAUUUUAGUCGCUUACUCUCAUCAUAAUAAGACUGUUGGGUAUUGUCAGGGGAUGAACUACAUAGCUGGACUGCUACUUCUGGUCACCAAAAAUGAGGAAGCUGUGUUUUGGUUACUGAUGGUUCUUGUGGAGCAUAAACUACCAGACUACUACAGUCCAACCAUGAGUGGUGUCAUCACGGAUAUCGAUGUACUGUCAGAACUUGUUAGACUAAAACUGCCAGCUCUCCACUCCCAUAUAACAAGACAAGGCUUGCCGUGGCCGUUGUUCGCCACAAAGUGGUUUGUGUGUCUCUAUGUUGACGUUUUGCCCGUAGAGACGGUGUUAAGGAUAUGGGACUGCUUGUUCUAUGAGGGCUCCAAGAUAUUGUUCCGAGUCGCUUACACGCUGAUAGCUCGCCAUAAAGACACACUCCUCAGUUGCCAAGACUUCGGCUCCCUCGCUGAGUGUUUCAAGGGAAUCACGAGCGAUUCUUUCACACUUUACUGCCAUGACUUUAUGGAGAGUAUUUUUAAAGUCCCAGGAUCCUUCAAAUUAUCAACUCUAGAACGUCUAAGGAUAGAAGAACUGCGGAAAAGAGAGGAAAGAGAAAAAUUACGGCAGCGAGCAACUCGAUAACAGACAAGACAUCUUAGACAAUUGAUCUAGUCCUCGCGCCAUCUGUAGCAAGUUUGCUCCUACAAUUUCACUUAUAACAUUUAUUUAGGUAUUGUAGACAUAAUUCAAUAGUUGAAACCAAAGAAACAUCUAAUGUGACAAGAGUCUAGAUGGGAGUUUAGCUCUAAACAUUGUUUAAUGUACAUCAAAGAUGGCCAUUAUUUUAAUUUUUGUCAUACUGCAACAAAAAAGGCUGUUUUAUACAUUGUUAAUAAAUAAAUUGACUGAAUGAAUGAUUGAUUGACAUGCAUUCCGGUUCUAAAUUAGCUCUUUUUCUCUUUAGGGCGAUAAAAAGUCAGUUGGAGUCAAAAUUAUCAGCUUUAUAUUUUUAGCUGUAAAAUUUGUACUCUGAUUUUGCUGAAGGAAAUAAUCCUGGUUUUUAUCAUUGUAAAUGUUUAUUGUUUUUAUAAUUGUUUAUGCUGCAUAUUUCAUUACGAAUAUAUUACUGUACUUUGUUGUCGUUUACAAAAAAUAUAUUGAAUUUCAAAAAUAAAAUAUAAGUUAUUGCGUUGGCGGGGUAACAAAUAUUGCAUCUAAAUAACAGUAACAACUUCUUGUAUAUAAUCACAAAACAAGAAUGGAAUAAUAUUUGUAUGUAAUCUAUAAAGGUAAAUAAUUUUUGACAUUUAUGUUUUUUUUUUCAACUAUUUGGCCUAAGAAUGGUGCAGUAUGACAAAAAAUAUAGUUAAAAUCCAUAUUUUAGCCCCUGAGCUUUUGCCCAUAAUAUGAUAACUAUAUUUUUUUACUAAAAAUAAUCUUUACCUUCAUCAAUCCAGCUCAAAUGAUGUAAGUGUUGGUUACAGCCGUUUUGGUAUUACAAUGCCAUCGUCAGACAACGAAAUCUCGCCUGAACUGAAACUACAAUUCAAUUCGCACUUUAUAUUCAAUAGCAUUUUUAUUUUAUAUCAGAAAAGGAACCCUAAGCCAGGAGUACAAAGUUCAACUGAUAACGCCACCACCCGGAGCACAACAUAGGAAUCCUCUAGUCGGCAUCUUGCUCGGGACGGGAACAAGUCAACCAUUGCGUUUAGUAUGACAGGCUUGAUUGUUUUUGUAAAUGUGUAAAUAUUAUUCGUAUUUUUCGUGUUUGUUAUGUGUUUUAACUUCAAUAACGCUACUUCAACCGAGAUUUCGUUGUCUGACGAUGGCAUUGUAAUGCCGAAACGGCUAUAACCAACGCAGUUACAUCAUUUGAGCUAACAUAAGGUGAAGGUAAGGUAAAGCCUAUUUUUUAGUAAAAAAAAUAGUUAUCAUAAUAUGGGCAAAAGUGUCUUUUUGACCCUUGCCGUUUACCGACUGAGGCGAAGCUUAGGUUGUUAAACUUGAGGUGAGGCCCAAAAGAGUCACUUUAGGUCCUAGUGUAAAAUAUACUAUUUUUAGUGAUAAGAUCUCUUCGCCAUACAGCUGCAAAAUAUUUUUUUCCUUGCGGUGCUAAAGUGUUUCUAAGAUUUAAAAUAAAUGCACUGGUAAAAGACUUCAACUAGGCCUAUGACCUUAUUAGUAUUUAUAUCAAUUUAAUAAGGCUGCAAACUUGUAUUGCCAAUUAAUAGUAAGACAUUGUAGUCAACCAAUUGUGCCCAUUAUGUAGAUAAUAAUGGGAUAGAAAGUAGUAAUUAUUGUUAAUUUAUCAUAGCUGCAUUAUUAUUGUUGAAAAAACAAUACAGUCAUCUUUCUGCUGUUCUAUAUAAGUGUAGGCCUAAUAUGUUAUAAAUGUUUACUUCUAACCUAAAUCUUACAGAAACAGAAGAUGUAAUUAAUGAUUACUUUUGUCACUGAUUUUUAACUGACAAGACAAAGAUGGGAGCUAUGUUUAAAGAAAACUUUUAAAGCAAACGAUUACAAUUUGAGCUAUAUCAAUUUGGACUGGUUAUAAAAUAUUUGGAAAAGAAGCAUUUAGCAAAAAACUCUUUUCGAGGCCAGAGAAAUCUUUUUGACCCACACCCAAUUCAAUUUUACCCAAUACUUCCUUUCUUUUUAGUUUGGAAAAUCAAAACUUUUGAUAUGUUAUAACAUAUUUCUCAUAGAUCAUAAUUAUUCAUAGUUUUUGAAGAAAAAUAACUUAUUGUGAUGAAAUCACAAAAUUAUUUUACUGAAGGCAGAACAAGGUAGUUCUAUGUUAAGUAUUAUCUUUCAACAGGAUGGUUCAGAAAUCAGAUUUGAGAUUUUUUUUACAAUCUUUAGGUAUUAGCCUGUGUUGUAUUGUGUGUUUUCACAUUUAUUCAAACUAAACGCUCAGGAAAACGUGCACCUCUCUACACAGUUAUUUGUUUGUUUUAUUGAAUCCUGUGCACUCUCAGCACUCAAAAGAUAUACAGUGGUUAAAACUGAAUACAAAUAUUGCCAAUAGGAGUAUAAAUCAUGCAGUUUUAUAUUUAUCCAAUAGUUUUAUCUUAAAAAGUGUAACUAAACUAUUACAAGAAAUUUGUCAUUUAUAAUUUGUUAUUAUAUUAAGAUGAUACUAAAAUGUAAGAAAGUACUAAAUAUUUCUUUACAGCAAUGCUAUUCAAGAUUAUGUGGUAUCGUUUUGUUAUACUUAAUUGCCAUUGUCAUCUGAGUUUUAUUGCUGUCAGUCACAGUAUUUUAAAACAACAGUGCUAAAUUAAUGACGAGCAAAUAUGAAUUAGGUAAUUCAAAAAGCACCUGACAAAUUCAAAGCUAACCCUAAACCAAGUGGCUUCUCUACCAAACACAUUCAAAUUACAAAACUAAAUCCUCCAGGCACAAUUUUACACUUGUCAACGAUCUGAGCAACAAAAACGGUCAUACUAGAGAAAGACUUUUUUAAGCUUUGAGCUUAACCCUGCUAGGCAAAAAAAUUUGUGUGACUGACACGACGGCAGUGACAAAAAAAUCUCAACUUUUUAACCUCAUAAUUAGUUGCUCUACAUUGUUAAAAUUAAACACGUAACCUUUUCUGUUUGACGUAUUCUUUUUGAGUGUUGUUAGUCACAGGAUGUAACGUAAUAGUUGUCUUGUUUUGUUUGGAUCUGAUGUUCUCUUGGUCUACUGUACAUGGUUUGCUGAGCAAAGGCGUCACUAGGCGAGGAAGAGCCAUCUCUCUCAUAAUCAUUGCUAUCUCUAUGUCGUUUGCCACUCUGAGAUUAUCAUGCUGAAAUACCUUUCUCACAAGCCUCGUAUCCAUCUGGAAAAUAAACAAUGAAAUAAAUAUUCCUUUUUAUUGAGAGUCCUUUUUUGUGACAAUACAGCAAACUUUUACUUCGGCAAUCAAGAGGUAGCCGGACACUUUUUACCUAGCAUUUGCCUGUUCACAUAGGCCUCAAGCCUGUGCAUAGAACUUACCAAGCAAAUUAAGGCCUGUCUUAGCUGGGCAACGACAUCCGCAUGACCCGACACAACCGGAACGGCAACAUCACAAACCCCGAAGAACGCAUGAACAUGUACUAGCUGGGUGAACAAAGAAACCACCACCUUAUUGUGCCGCGUUACUCACAUGACCAAAGUCCAACAUAUUUGUUUGUGAGAGGUUCCCCUUCUGUACUUAGCAUAUUUUGUACAGUGAAUAGAGCUAAUUUGUGAAGCUGUAAAUAUUUUUUUAAUGUCCCACCUUUACAUCCUAGGAUGCUAGUUCUAGUCCGGAACUGUUUUACACAUUACUUCAGGCUAGUCCUACAGAAAAUAUAUUGGAAAAUAUAUAUAUAUAGAAUAUUUUGCUGCUCUAUAAUCUCUAUAAUAACUACUUUAUUAUAAAAUGUUUCUAUAAAAAAAAUGCAAAAAUAGCAAUAAUUUGAGAUUUAUUGAAACAAAUACAGUACUUGGAAUAACCAAUACGUUUAAUUUUAACGUUAGAAUGGACUGCAAUAACCUUAAAAAUUAAAAUCCCACGGAACUAGGUUGGCUGGCUACCAAUGGCAAACUGGACUGGACGAGCCAUGCCAGCCAUCUGCAGAACAUAAAAUAAUAGCAGUGUCAGUCAGUCUUCUUCUUUACGAUGUUUUGAUGUAGUCAUGAUUAGAUUGUGUCAAGUUAUAGAUCAGAGGUCCAACUUAAACAAAAUGAAAUUUUUUUUACAAUGUGUGUGUAUUGGUUUAUCGUAGUUCUAAUAAUAGGCUAGGCCUACUGUGUUUAAAGUUUUCAAGACGAUUAAAAAGUGUUUAACAUGUUUGUUUUUCUAUAACAAUACUACGCUAUUUGAAAAAAAGGUUAUAUCAAAAUAACAUUAUUAUAAUUUUUCAUUCACUAUGUUUUGUUUAAAGAUAUAUUUUACAAGUAUUUGACUUCAUAAUAAGGUGACCUCCUUGUUAUCCGAGAUUCUUGGUAACCGAGGUAGUCUCUGUUACACAACCUUGGUUAAUCGGGAGUGUACUGUACUCUAGACUGCCUCUCAUGUGAUAUAACUACUAUACUCGUCCGGUAAACACCUAUUCUCCGGACUAGUAACGUAAUAUAGGUACUGUUUUACGGAAAAUGCAUUUUUUCCAAAUAUUUUGGUUGAAUGACAUUGCUGCCAUGGGUUCAAAGUCCGUCAUGCUACCAUGGGCGCCCAUAUGGGGGUGCAAGGGGGUGCACAUGCACCCUUAUGGCUGAAAAAAUAAGAAAUAAAUUGAAUACCCAUAAUGUUCUGUAAUUCUCAUUAUUAAUCAAAAGUGGGUUUUAAGAAAUUUAUAAAAGUACGCAUUAUAAG
Messenger RNA from Macrosteles quadrilineatus (aster leafhopper), 5819 nucleotides. RefSeq names its product growth hormone-regulated TBC protein 1-like. The record is from RefSeq and is a predicted model, not a curated record. The transcript has 7 exons. Bases 110 to 1138 code for a protein of 342 amino acids. Lineage: Eukaryota; Metazoa; Arthropoda; Insecta; Hemiptera; Cicadellidae.